Molecule: messenger RNA, 3049 nt
Organism: Salmo salar (Atlantic salmon)
Lineage: Eukaryota; Metazoa; Chordata; Actinopteri; Salmoniformes; Salmonidae
Gene: lrrc51
Product: leucine rich repeat containing 51
Molecular function (GO): protein binding
Source: RefSeq, a predicted model, not a curated record
GCUCGUUGUGAUGAAAAUACAAACAAGUGUCUAGCACAUGAUAGCUAGCGAGCUGUGUGUGGGGGUUUUUAGGGGUAAAAUAGCUCAAUUAUGUUUAAUUCAUUGUAGGCAGAAAUCUAGUUCUUUAUGAAGAAAUGUAGCUAUGUCAUUUGUGUUUUGUAUGCCUUGAACAGAGAUAAAGUCAAGUGAAUAGACGUUGUUUGAGUUGUAGCUAACUUAGCAGGAACGUUAACGUUAGCAUGGACAAAAUAGCUAGGCCAAGUGCAAAGAUGAUACAGGAAUCCUCUUUUCAAUUAGCUGGAUUCAUUUAAAUAUUAUAUUUAUCAUCAUACAGGUUAGCCAAAAGGCUGUAAAAUGUAUGGCGCUCCUGUGGAUUUAUCAUUCAAAUGCCUCAGCUCAAUGACAGACGCUCUGACGGAGGAGCCAAAUCAGGGCUUGCGCCCACUGAAGCGAAAUGCAGAGAAGAAGUUCUGCAGCCGCUCGCUGCGUCUCAACAACAACAUCAUCACAGACUUGAGUGGCUUCAAUAAUACGGUCUCAGCCUUCCUCUCAGAGCCCUCACAGCUCGCCUGGGUCGACCUGUCCUUCAACGACAUCUCACACAUAGACCCAGUCCUGGUGGAGCUGAAGGAACUGCGGGUGUUGUAUCUCCAUGGUAACAGCAUCUGUAACCUUUCAGAGGUGGAUAAACUGGGCGCCCUGCCCUUCCUACAUACACUCACCCUGCACGGCAACACCAUGGAGAAUGAGGGGAGCAACAGGGGGUAUGUGAUUGCUGCUCUGCCUCACUUGAAGAAGUUGGACUUCAGUGCUGUAACACGGCAGGAGCGAAUCAUGGCCCAGGUCUGGCAUCGCCCCGGAAACCGUGGAAAAAACACCAGGAAGAACCAGGACGACUGACCUGUCACCACAGAAACGGAGGGAGGGGGGACACAAUCGUCAUGCCAACCAACCAAAGGGUUCCAGAACAACAGGCUUACAUCAGGAGGCCUUAUGACUGAAGCGUCAUGUAAAAGUACAAUAUGAAUCUACUCAUCAGAAACUCUGUCUGGUGUCUGUCUUAGAGUUGGGGGGGAAGGAAUAGUACAUCUACAGUAGAUGUGAUUUCUGCUUAAUUAGGAUAUUCCUGACCUUUUUGUGACCUUGACCUAUAUAAUUAUUGAACUGGAACAGUGGCCACCCAGGCUAAAGGUAUAGAGUCCUCUCAAUCAAACUGUCCAAUAUGCACCUUUGUACACUGAACAAAAAUAUAACACAACAUGCAACAAUUUAAAAGAUUUUACUUAGUUACAGUUCAUAUAAGGAAAUCAGUCAAUUUCAAUAAUUCAUUAGGCCCUAAAUCUAUGGAUUUCACAUGACUGGAAAUACAGAUACCUUACAAAAAAAGGUAGGGGCGUGAAUCACAAAACCAGUCAGUAUCUGGUGUGACCACCCUUUGCUUCAUGUAGCGGGACACAUCUCCUUCACAUAGAGCUGAUCAGGCUGUUGAUUGUGGCCUGUGGAAUGUUUCUGGAUAUUGGCGGGAACUGGAACACGCAUGAAUGGCACGACAAUGUGCCUCAGGAUCUCGUCACUGUAUCUCUGUGCAUUCAAAUCACCAUCAAUAAAAUGCUAUUGUGUUCAUUGUCCGUAGCUUAUACCUGCAUAUACCAUAACCACACCGCCACCAUGGGGCACUCUGUUCACAACGUUGGCAUCAGCAAACCGCUCAUCCACACAAUGCUAUACACGCUGUCUGCCAUCUGCCCGGCACAGUUGAAGCCAGGGUUCAUCCGUGAAGAACACGCUUCUCCAGCGUGCCAGUGGCUGUCGAAGGUGACCAUUUGCCCACUGAAGUCCGUUACGACCCCGAACUGCAGUCAGGUCACGACCCUGGUGAGGACUACGAGCACGCAGAUUAACUUCCCUGAGAUGAUUUCUGACAGUUUGUGCAAACCCACAUUUUCAUCAGCUCUCCGAGUGGCUGGUUUCAUACGAUCCCACAGGUGAAGUAGCCGGAUGUGGUGGUCCUGGGUUGGCGUGGUUACAUGUGGUAUGCGGUUGUGAGGCGAGUUGGACGUACUGCCAAAUUCUCCAAAACGACAAUGCGGCUUAUGGUAGAGAAGUGAACAAUGAAAUAUCUGGCAAUUGCCCUAGUGGACGCUCCUGCAGCAUGCCAAUUGUACGCUCCCUCAAAACAUCUGUGGCAUUGUGUCGUGUGACAAAACUGCACAUUUUAGAGUGGCCUUUUAUUGUCCCCAGAACAAGGUGCACCUGUGUAAUGAUCAUGCUGUUUAAUCAGCUUAUUGAUAUGCCACACCUGUCAAGUGGAUGGAUUAUCUUGACAAUGGAGCAAUGCUCACUAACAGGGAUGUAAACAAAUUUGUGCACAAAGUUUGAGAGCUUUUUGUGCAUAUAGAACAUUUCUGGGAUUUUUGAUUUAUUUCAGCUUAUGAAACAUGGGACCAAAACUUUACAUGUUGCGUUUAUAUUUGUUCAGUAUAGGUGUUAUUUUGUGUUGAAAUCUGGAUGUGAGAAUUUACACUUUACCACAUGUGAAUCAAUAGGUAUGAGAUAUACCAGAGAAUCCCUAUCAUGGUAAAUAAUAUCUUCUGAGAAAGUGUUUUUAAUGAUAUCCAUUAGUUAUGCUACGCACACUCAAUGAAAUGUGAUUCAUUGUUCUUUAGGUUUGUUUCAAUGUUACCCCACACAACUAUUUCUGUACAGUCCUACAGAACACCAGUCAUUGUUGAACAUCUUUAAUGCAUUACAUAAUUAAAUGGGGGUGGGGGGGAAAUGUAACAGAAUAUCUUAAACGUCUUGGUACUAGCCUAAAAAAUUAACAAUGUAAUCCCAGUAAUAUUACACAUUGAAAUAACGAAAACAAACGUAACGUUCUCAGCACACUGCAAAAACCCCAAAUGAAAGGUCUUGUAAUAUAUGCUGGCUCCUUUCCUGUUACGUGGAAUGUGUACAUUUCCCAACUUGACCUUCUGUAACAUACAGUAUAUAUAUGGAACACAUGUAAACCCUUUAUUAAGUCAAAUCAAUUAAAGGACACAGCCUUCCA